AUGAAAAUGCAUCUGAUUGUGAAAUGGAAUUGCUUCUCUUGUUGCAGGGAGAUACAAGCAAACACAUCCACCAGUGGUGAGUGGAUAAAGGAUUACACGCGCGGCUCGAGCGGUGCUGUCGAUCAUUUACCCACAACCGACGUGUUGCGGCGCAGUAUACGACGUUCCUGGACGAUAUCAAAUCCCGAGGACGAUUCGAACAAUCAAAACCCUCAAAAUCCCGGCGCUGAUAAUCUUUAUCCACAACAAAACAACCUUAUCGAAUCGCAAUCUGCCGGCAGCUAUCCCUCUCUCGUACGCCCACCGUCACAACAACGCCCACACCCCACUGCCUAUCAAAGUGGCAGCGUGAUUGGUAUAAGCACUGUGGGAGCCGCACAUCCCCAACCGACUUCCGAUUAUCUGGUGAAUACCCAACGACGAGUCCUACGUCAAUCAACUCUGCCAAGUUCUCUGCCCAACAACGAUCCAAAUCUAAGUGGCAGCGGCGCCAAUUUGGCCAAUUAUAAUUACGUGAAUCUUACUGCACCCACUUCACCGCAUCAGAUGCAGAAAAGUCCAAUUUAUCCUAGCGCAUAUAACAGUGAUGACAUUAUAAACAUGAGCACCACUGAUUGUGAUAAUUAUUCUCAACAAAUACAUCAGCAGCAACAGCAAAAACCUAUGAAUAUUCAGCCACAACAGCAGCAGCAGCCGCAGAGUGUGAUAAAUCCCCAAACGCAUCAUCGCCUACAGGUGCGCAGACAAUCAACCCUCCCGGCUAAUCCCUGCCAACCGCCAAUGUAUUUAUCCACUUCACCGAAUCGCCCCUACAGCCGCUCGCCGGAGCGUUCUCCAGGUGAGCAACGUUAUCCACCGUUCAUGCGUCAAACAUCGUUUCCGUGCAACAUGGCAGAGCCUCCUACACAACAACAGCAGCAGCCAAAGAAUCAUCUCAAUUUUGGUACCACACCGCCCACCAACCAGUCAUAUCAACGCAAGUUGCUACCCACCUCACCCAACUACCAAGGAUCUGCUAUGUACCAGCAACAGCCUACGCAACAGCAGCAACAGGUACCACCGCAACAGCCUGCUCAAUCCAACUACGACCCACAAACUGGCCAAACGCAACCAGCUGACGAAAUGGACUAUACACAAGUUAUGCCCAAAGCACGCAUGUUGCGACAGGCCACGUUACCAAACCCCGAUCAACAUGUCAAACUGUUGCCCACCUCUCCACCAAAGCGUCAGACCUCGCCACAAUAUCGACGAUCACCAGAAUUUAUGCGACAACAGACGUUGCCGAAUCCGGAAGCUUUUAGUGGAAAUUCGCUCUCGGUACCACCAGGCCAGGCACAAGCGAAAUUUAUGCCGCUUUCGCCACGUCACAAGCAGAACUUUCUUUUUCCGAAUGUACAGCGACAGUUCUUAUCGCAGCAGCAUGUGCCGGCGGUCGGAGUUAGCAGUGCCGACGUAAUCACAACCGGCAUCAGCGCCGGCGAACAGUACUCAAGCAGCCAAAGUGUGAACAUACAAUCGCGGGAGCAUGCCAAAAUGAUGAAGGUUCGCAGUCACAGCAAUGAGGAAUACUCGAUCACGAAGCCAUACCACACCGAAAAUAGGCGGCUACUACCAGAGAUACCGACGAAUCGUGCAUCCAGCCGUUCACCCAGUCGUCUUGUGCGUCAAGAAUGCAUCAAAGAUGAACGCAGUAAUGCGACCGAUGCUAACACGCGCACCUUUGGUGAAGCGAAGCAACAAUUUAAUCAAUUUCAAAAUGUCACCGAAGAAGCAGACAAUCGUCCUGAAUAUAUGGAUUACUUUGGCGACAGCACCAGCAGCUUUUUGGAGGCGGAUGAAGUGCAGUACGAGAAAAAUUACAAUGCCGGCUUCAGCAGCGAACCGCGCAUUAUCUAUAAUGAUGGAUCCGAUGACGGCAGUUACAACCAAUACCAACGGCCCAUGGUGCACAGCGCUGAGACGGUGCUCGUGCACGAUCAAAACUACAGCUACUACGGAGCGGAUGGUGGCUUGAGUGCUCAAGCUUUGACUACUGGGCUUAGCGCCAGUGGUGGUGCUUUACCGCGGACUCCACAAAUGCACAAUCGGCUGCGAAGACGACAAUCACGUGAACUGCAAAUACAACAAGAAGAAAUGGCUCAUUUGAAUCGGCAAGCAACGGCCGGUAUGACUACAACAACCGGAGGUGUAGAGCCUACAGUGGUAACCAGUGCAAGUGGCGCUGGCGCAUCGGCAAAUAGUGAAGCACACGACACACAAGAAAGGCGCAAACCUGAACAAAUGCGCUCAAUAUCGGAAGACUCGGGUGCGAAAACAAAUCCACAAAAACCAGUCACAAGACGAUCGUUAUCACAUCCUGAAAAAGGGACACAAUUCAACAAGAAGGUUGAGCCCACUAAAAUACCGAGUCCGAAACCGUUGGCUGAUAUUUUAGAUAAGACACGAACUAACACGAAAAUACCAACGCCUCGACGACGUAAUAGCCGUGACACAAAUGGUGCCGAUACAGAAGAUGCCAACAAACCCUAUUCGAACGAAAGACGAAACUCCGAUGUAUCUCUCAAAUCAGCAAAUAAAAAACAUGAACAACAACAGCAUACCGGGGAACAAAAAUUAUCAUUGCCAUCUACAAAAUUGAAUGGCAACAACAAGUCGCCAGAGAAAAAAGAUGAAUUCAAAGAGAAGACUAACAAGACAAAAGACAGUGACAGCAAUGAUCAAGCAAAAAGUGCUGAUGAAAUGCAAAAACAGAAUCCAACAGUUGACACGACAGAAGGCAAUAAAGGCGUUGCAACGACAAUUCCCAAGCAACACACAACUACUUUGGGUGAACAGGAGAUACAGAAUGCUGUGGAAGCAGCAGCCGUUGUAUUUAAAAAGGUCGUACUGCAACGUCGCCAGGAGAAAAAAGCAGCCGAGGAGG
Molecule: messenger RNA, 2923 nt
Organism: Rhagoletis pomonella (apple maggot)
Lineage: Eukaryota; Metazoa; Arthropoda; Insecta; Diptera; Tephritidae
Product: mediator of RNA polymerase II transcription subunit 15-like
Source: RefSeq, a predicted model, not a curated record